Messenger RNA from Hyaloscypha bicolor E, 633 nucleotides. RefSeq lists its product as uncharacterized. Bases 1 to 633 code for a protein of 210 amino acids. The record is from RefSeq and is a predicted model, not a curated record. The transcript is spliced from 2 exons. Lineage: Eukaryota; Fungi; Ascomycota; Leotiomycetes; Helotiales; Hyaloscyphaceae.
AUGUCAGAAGCUCUCUUUCCACCUGCAGGCUUUAGCGAGGCAGACCGACGGGCAGACUUGUGGCUGUCUUCACUGCAUACCACAAGUUGGACUGACGAGGUUGAAGGACGGGCUGAAAUAGAUUCGGGGAACGAGUCGAACGAGGAGCUCGAGGCUGAGUCGCAGGAAGAGUCAGAAAAGAAGUCGCAAGUGGAGUCUGAGGAGGGGUCUAAGCUCGGGACGGAACUUCAGGAGUCUGAGCAGAAGGCAAGAGAGGAUCCAGAAGUGAGCGAAGAGAAUCACGACGGGUACGCUGGGCACCAGGUCUCGGAUGGACAUGUUGGAAUGAACAAUGAGAACAAUGGUUCGAACGAUUAUGAACCUCAUCUGAUCGAUGGUCAUCGCAACAUUAUUGACAAUCAGGCGGGCAUCACCAGCCGAGGAGAGCACAUCUGGUUGUCUUCAACUGGCCGGAAGAAAUCUGUUGAUUCAACUCCACGCGCGACUCAUCGAGGCCGGGAUCAAGCAGUUGGUUACGCUGGCGAGGGAUUCAUUGUCAAUAUCCUGAAAACAAAGAUUGAGGACACUGGACGAGCAAACUCCGUCGGCAUGCAAAUGUUUAUCCCUAUAGCGAGGCGGAAAUCACCGAUUUAG